Messenger RNA from Piliocolobus tephrosceles (Ugandan red Colobus), 3045 nucleotides. Its product is annotated as synaptotagmin-15. The coding region runs from base 1 to 1431 and encodes 476 amino acids. Gene Ontology annotation, molecular function: clathrin binding; phosphatidylserine binding; SNARE binding. Lineage: Eukaryota; Metazoa; Chordata; Mammalia; Primates; Cercopithecidae. The transcript is spliced from 7 exons. Gene Ontology annotation, biological process: calcium-ion regulated exocytosis. Gene Ontology annotation, cellular component: exocytic vesicle; plasma membrane. The record is from RefSeq and is a predicted model, not a curated record.
AUGGGGGUGGUCCUCUCACCCCACCCUGCCCCAAGCUGCAGGGAACCCCGGGCGCCCCUGGCACUGGCGCCCGGGACCCGCCCUGGCCGGAGCCCUGGGGUUUCCAGGAGCUCACGGUCGGCUCUGCGCCCCUUCACCUCCGGACCUGGGCCUGGGCCAGGGCUGGGCUGGGGCGGGGCAGCGGCCUCGGGGCGCUGGGUCCCUGCCCCUGCCGUGCACUGCGCGGCUCCCCGCGCCGCAGCGAGGCACCAGCGCCACCACGGACCGCCCCCGCGCCCGCCCGACGGCGCCCCGCUGCGCUUUAAGAGCCGGCCUGGCAGCCCAGCGCCAGCCGCCCAGACCGGAGAGACCAGCCUGCGGGAGCAACCCCAUGGCGGGCCACCAGAUGUGCCAUUCGUGGUGCCCCCUUCCCUUCAAGGCCGAGAUUGGGUGCCCCUGCACAGUGGAGAGUGGACCCAUGCCCCAUGGGACUCCUGCCCGGCAUCAGAGCUUCUGCCUCACACCACCAGUGGCGGCCUUGGAGAUGCAUGUAUGGUAGGGGCUAUUAACCCAGAGCUGUACAAGUUCCCAGAGGACAAAAGUGAGACCGACUCCCCUGCUGGCUGCCUGGGGCGGCUGUGGUUCUCGGUGGAAUAUGAGCAGGAGGCUGAGCGGCUGCUGGUGGGCUUGAUCAAGGCACGGCACCUGCAAGCCCCCUCGGAGACCUGCAGCCCCCUGGUGAAGCUCUACCUGCUGCCCGAUGAACGGCGCUUCCUCCAGUCCAAGACCAAACGCAAAACCUCCAACCCGCAGUUUGACGAGCACUUCAUCUUCCAGGUGUCCAGUAAGACUGUCACCCAGAGGGUGCUGAAGUUCUCUGUCUACCACGUGGACAGGCAGAGGAAGCACCAGCUCCUGGGCCAGGUGCUAUUCCCCUUGAAGAAUGAGACCCUGGCGGGGGACUGCCGGCGUGUCAUCUGGAGAGACCUGGAGGCCGAGAGCCUGGAGCCCCCCUCGGAGUUUGGCGACCUCCAGUUCUGCCUCAGCUACAACGACUACCUGAGCCGCCUGACGGUGGUUGUGCUGCGUGCCAGGGGCCUCCAGCUCCAGGAGGACAGAGGCAUUGUCAGUGUGUUUGUCAAAGUGUCUCUGAUGAACCACAACAAGUUUGUCAAGUGCAAGAAGACUUCAGCUGUGCUGGGCUCCAUCAAUCCUGUGUACAAUGAGACCUUCAGCUUCAAGGCCGAUGCCACCGAGUUGGAUACCGCUAGCCUCAGCCUGACCGUGGUGCAGAACACGGAAGGGGACAAGAGCCAGCAGCUGGGCCGAGUGGUGGUGGGCCCCUACAUGUACACCCGUGGCAGAGAGCUGGAGCACUGGGACGAGAUGCUCAGCAAGCCCAAGGAGCUGGUGAAGCGCUGGCACGCGCUCUGCCGCAUCACGGAGCCCUGACCCUUCUCCCAGCACCGCAGUUCCGCUUUGGGAGCCGACCGUCCUCGCAGUCCUCGCAGUUGCACGUGACAGUCACAGCCACAAGCAUGGCCCUUUCAUCCAACAGCUCCCUGAGCUGCCAGGCCAGCCCGAGCCAGGAGAACGUGAGUGCUGAUUUGCAGGAGACAAGAGGGGACAAAGAAGCCCCGGCCCAGUCAGCAGCUCCGGCCAUACAGCCUUCCGACACACUCCCUCCUCCUUACCGGCGGGGCUGCCUGGGUUCAGAAUCCCGGCUCCUGGUCCUCACAGCCCUAAUUUGGACCAGAAUCUCAGGUGCUCAGAAGAAAGAUCCUGUUUAGGGAUGACCCAGCUCUACCUGCUGAACGGAUGUGCAGGGUAAACUUGGGUGUCUCCAUCUGGAAAAGCUGAUGAUGUGUUCACGCAGUCGAUGACCCUUGCUGCUUUUUCAGCCAGGGUUUCUCUGCCUUCUGCCUGGCAGAAAAAAACAUACUGUUAUGGGGAAAAUCACGGAGAGCGCUGUGAGCAGCACACUCAGGCACCAAGUGUCGACAUGGCUCACUGUGCUGGGUGAGGGCCUCCCCAAGCUUUAGGUCCUCCACGGGGCUGUGUCAAAUGCCCUCCCACAUUGUGUCAAGUCUGCCCGUGGCCCACCCUCCCCACAGUCUCAAAACCACAUAGCCCUAGUUCUCCAGCUGUUCUGCUGCUGUUUCUAUGCUCUCCCUGAUUAACAGCAUUCAGUUCCUGGGCUUUCCCUUUGCGCAGGAAAUGGUGAAAGCAUGUGGCUAUGGUAUAGCCCACAGGGCUGAGAUUGUUGUGUUGCAGUAUUGAUGUAAAAUUUGUUAAGAAGGAAGUACCCAUAAAUCACUCCCAUCAAUUCCCCAGAGGUUGCACUCAAGCUAGUGGGCAGCCCUUGUGCUUGUCACAGUUACCGUAACAGGCAGUGUGUAUUUGCACCUGGCACUGUGCAGCCUGCACGUCAACAUGUUGUUUUGCAUAACUGGAACAGAACAUGGAACCAGUAUCUCUUUCUCUUUUUUUUUCCUUCUUUUUCUUUUUUUAUUUUAUUUUUUUGAGAUGGGGUUUCCCUCUUGUCACCCAGGCUGGAGUGCAAUGGCGUGAUCUCCGCUCACUGCAACCUCCGCCUCCCAGGUUCAAGCGAUUCUCCUGCCUCAGCCUCCCAAGUAGCUGGGAUUACUGGUGCCCACCACCAUGCCUGGAUAAUUUUUUUAUUUUUAGUAGAGACGGAAUUUUACCAUGUUGGCCAGGCUGGUCUCGAAUUCCCGCCCUCAGGUGAUCCACCCGCCUCAGCCUCCCAAAGUGCUGGGAUUACAGGCUUGAGUCACUGCACCCAGCCUGACCAGUAUCUUUUUCUUAUGCAGUGAAACAACUUUAGCAAAAGAGGCAAUGAAUGUUAUACUGAGUUUGUACCUCUUUAACUCCACCUCCAGUUUCUGUCAAUCUACAAAUACAAGUGUCGCCUGGCAGUGGUUCAUAUGGACAGAAUAUCUUGUGUUUGCUUUUUGUCACUUAUUUCACUUGCACAUUUUCUUUCUUUUUUCUUUCUUUUCUUUUUUUUUUUUUUUUGAGACGGAGUCUCACUCUGUUGCCCAAGCU